AUGUCCAACAGCAGCUCCAUCACUGAGUUCCUCCUCCUGGCAUUCGCAGAAACAAGGGAGCUGCAGCUCCUGCACUUCGCGCUCUUCCUGGGCAUCUACCUGGCUGCCCUCCUGGGCAACGGCCUCAUUGUCACAGCCAUAGCCUGCGACCACCGCCUCCACACCCCCAUGUACUUCUUCCUCCUCAACCUUGCCCUCCUCGACCUGGGCUGCAUCUCCACCGCUCUCCCCAAAGCCAUGGCCAAUUCCCUCUGGGACACCAGGGGCAUUUCCUAUGCAGGAUGUGUUGCACAGGUUUCUUUGUUCUUCUUUUUGAUAUCAGCAGAAUUUUUUCUUCUCACUGUCAUGGCCUAUGACCGCUACGUUGCCAUCUGCAAGCCCCUGCACUACGGGAGCCUCCUGGGCAGCAGAGCUUCUGCCAAGAUGGCAGCAGCUGCCUGGGGCAGUGGGGUUCUCAAUGCUCUGCUACACACUGCCAAUACAUUUUCACUGCCACUCUGUGGAGGCAAUGUUGUGGACCAGUUCUUCUGUGAAGUUCCCCAGAUCCUCAAGCUCUCCUGCUCACAGUCCUACCUCAGGGAAGUUGGGCUUCUCACAUUCAGUAGUUCUGUGGUUUUAGGGUGUUUUGUUUUUAUUCUUUUCUCCUAUGUGCAGAUCUUCAGGGCUGUGCUGAGGAUGCCCUCUGAGCAGGGACGGCACAAAGCCUUUUCCACGUGCCUCCCUCACCUCUUUGUGGUCUCCCUGUUUCUCAGCACUGGCUUUUUUGCCUACCUGAAGCCCCCUGCCCUCUCCUUCCCAUCCCUGAACCUGGUGAUGGCGGUUCUGUACUCAGUGAUGCCCCCAGCAAUGAACCCCCUCAUCUACAGCAUGAGGAACCAGGAGAUCAAGGAUGCCGUUAGCAAAGUGAUGUCAUGGAAGGUUUUCAGGAUGUGCUGAGGAAAC
This is a messenger RNA of Oxyura jamaicensis (ruddy duck), 942 nucleotides long. Its product is annotated as olfactory receptor 14C36-like. The record is from RefSeq and is a predicted model, not a curated record. Gene Ontology annotation, molecular function: olfactory receptor activity; G protein-coupled receptor activity. The transcript has a single exon. Lineage: Eukaryota; Metazoa; Chordata; Aves; Anseriformes; Anatidae. Bases 1 to 936 code for a protein of 311 amino acids. Gene Ontology annotation, biological process: G protein-coupled receptor signaling pathway. Gene Ontology annotation, cellular component: membrane.